AGGGCAUGAGCAGUAGAGAGAGUAGAGCAAACUAAAGUCAGCGGAUUUACUGUACAUGUUAUGAUUAACUAAAACUGCGUUUCCAUGAUGUUGGCGUGCAAACGGAGCUUCACUAGCACUGUGGCGUCUGCUCUGCGACUCCUUCGCUGUAACGAAGUUGCUGUUUCCAGCCAGUACAGGUCUCUGUCCACGCAAACGGACGGAGAGGUCCGCAUCGCGAAGAUACUGAAGGAGAAGUUUCCUCUAGCUUCGUCGCUUAAAGUUGUGGAUAUAUCGGGUGGUUGUGGUGCCAUGUAUGAGAUCCAUAUAGAGUCGACUGAGUUUGAAGGAAAAAGGACUGUUCAGCAACACCAAAUUGUCAAUCAGGCUCUCAAAGAUGAGAUUCAAGGAAUGCAUGGACUGCGAAUUUUCACAGAUGUCCCAAAGCAUUAGAGACGGACUUUCCCUUCUGAUCCACACCUUUCCCCUUUGCUCACUUUGUUUAUUGUGAAUGUACAGUUACAGAGAGCCUGUUAUUCAGGAAAUCAAGACAAAUUGUUUUCUGACAUAUUUUAUAAAACUGAUGAAAGCUGUGAUACGCACAAAAUUACUUGUAAAAUAUCUUGUGUAUCUGUGUAGUUCAGGGUCUUCUUAGCUGAGUUAGUGUAUGAAAGCAGUUCAAGCCAUUAUAUAUAUGAACAGCCUUAUUCUAAGGUGGUGGUCAUCACUGAGUUAGUUGGAUAUGAAUGCGCUUGGCACUGAAAUGUACAUGGACCUUGUAUUUAUGCUAGAUAUGCACUGACAAUCCCAAAUUGCAUUUUGCAAACAAACAUAUAGGCAUUUCUUGCUUGAUUGGAUAUGGAGGCUUUGCUAUUAAAAAAAAGAUUCAAAUUGUU
This is a messenger RNA of Betta splendens (Siamese fighting fish), 875 nucleotides long. RefSeq names its product bolA family member 3 (gene bola3). The transcript is spliced from 4 exons. Lineage: Eukaryota; Metazoa; Chordata; Actinopteri; Anabantiformes; Osphronemidae. The coding region runs from base 85 to 432 and encodes 115 amino acids. The record is from RefSeq and is a predicted model, not a curated record.